This is a messenger RNA of Callorhinchus milii (elephant shark), 2581 nucleotides long. Its product is annotated as sodium channel protein type 8 subunit alpha-like. Gene Ontology annotation, biological process: membrane depolarization during action potential; sodium ion transmembrane transport; neuronal action potential. Gene Ontology annotation, molecular function: voltage-gated sodium channel activity; protein binding. Lineage: Eukaryota; Metazoa; Chordata; Chondrichthyes; Chimaeriformes; Callorhinchidae. The record is from RefSeq and is a predicted model, not a curated record. Gene Ontology annotation, cellular component: voltage-gated sodium channel complex; plasma membrane; axon.
GUCUCCCUAGUCAGCCUCAUAGCUAAUGCCCUGGGAUAUUCCGAACUAGGUGCCAUUAAAUCCCUUAGGACAUUAAGAGCGUUGAGACCUCUCAGAGCCCUAUCACGAUUUGAAGGGAUGAGGGUUGUUGUCAACGCAUUGGUUGGUGCUAUCCCUUCCAUUAUGAAUGUGCUACUGGUCUGUCUCAUAUUCUGGCUAAUUUUCAGUAUAAUGGGAGUCAACCUAUUUGCUGGGAAGUAUUAUUUCUGUUUUAACGAAACGUCAGAGUACAGAUUUCUCCCCCCAGAGGUCAACAACUUCUCGGAGUGCGACAGUCUGAUCAAACAGAAUUUCACUGAUAUUCGGUGGAAAAACGUCAAGAUCAACUUUGACAAUGUCGGUGCUGGAUAUUUAGCUCUACUUCAAGUGGCUACUUUCAAAGGUUGGAUGGAUAUCAUGUAUGCGGCUGUUGACUCGCGAGAGGUUGGAGAACAACCGGUGUAUGAGAUCAGCAUCUAUUACUAUAUUUAUUUUGUCAUCUUCAUUAUCUUCGGAUCAUUCUUCACACUGAACCUCUUCAUUGGUGUCAUCAUUGACAACUUCAAUCAGCAAAAGAAAAAGUUUGGAGGUCAGGAUAUCUUCAUGACUGAAGAGCAGAAGAAAUAUUACAACGCCAUGAAAAAGCUAGGAUCCAAAAAGCCUCAGAAACCCAUUCCCAGGCCUCUGAACCCAAUCCAAGGCGGAGUCUUUGACUUUGUGACCCAGCAAGCCUUUGACAUCGUCAUCAUGAUCCUGAUCUGCCUGAACAUGGUAACCAUGAUGGUGGAGACGGACGACCAGAGCGAGGAGACCGACAACAUCCUGUACUGGAUCAACUUCAUCUUCAUCGUCUCCUUCACCAGCGAGUGCGUGCUCAAGGUCUUCGCUCUGAGGCACUAUUACUUCACCAUCGGUUGGAACAUCUUUGACUUUGUUGUGGUUAUCCUUUCCAUCGUGGGAAUGUUUCUGGCGGAGCUGAUCGAGAAAUACUUUGUGUCGCCAACCCUCUUCCGAGUCAUCCGACUGGCCCGGAUUGGCCGGAUUUUGCGUCUGAUCAAAUCGGCCAAAGGGAUCCGAACACUCUUGUUUGCGCUGAUGAUGUCCUUGCCCGCCUUGUUCAACAUCGGGCUGCUGUUGUUCCUGGUCAUGUUCAUCUUCUCCAUCUUCGGGAUGUCCAACUUCGCCUACGUGAAGAAAGAGGCGGGCAUCGACGACAUGUUCAACUUUGAGACCUUCGGAAACAGCAUGAUCUGCCUGUUCCAGGUCACCACCUCCGCCGGCUGGGACGGUUUGCUCCUCCCGAUCCUCAACCGACCCCCGGAUUGCGACAAAGACAAGGACAAUCCUGGCUCGGCGGUCAAGGGCAACUGCGGAAACCCUUCGGUGGGCAUCUUCUUCUUUGUCAGCUACAUCAUCAUCUCCUUUCUGAUCGUGGUGAACAUGUACAUCGCCAUCAUCCUGGAGAACUUCAGCGUGGCCACAGAGGAGAGCGCCGAGCCCUUGAGCGAGGACGACUUCGAGACCUUCUACGAGAUCUGGGAGAAGUUCGACCCGGACGCCACCCAGUUCAUCGACUACAGCAAGCUGUCCGACUUUGCCGACACUUUGGAGGCCCCCCUGCGGGUGCCCAAACCCAACCACAUUGAACUGAUCGCCAUGGACUUGCCCAUGGUGAGCGGCGACCGGAUUCACUGCCUGGACAUCUUGUUCGCCUUCACCAAGAGGGUUCUGGGCGAGAGCGGGGAGAUGGACGUGUUGAGGCAACAGAUGGAAGAGCGUUUUGUGGCUUCCAACCCCUCCAAGAUCUCGUACGAGCCCAUCACCACCACGCUGCGUCGCAAGCAUGAAGACGUGUGCGCGGUGAUCAUCCAGAGGGCUUACCGGGCACACUUGGCCAGGCAAGCCAUCCUGAACAGGGGCCGCCUCCCCCUGGCCAAGGCCGGAGGGCGCCACGCCAACGAAAACGGCAACACCAACCAGGAGAGGAAGGAGGGCACGCCUUCGACCGCGUCUCUGCCCUCGUACGACAGCGUGACCAAGCCGGACAAGGAGAAGCAAGGCAAGGAGCCCAAGGGCAACGACAGAGACAAAAGCAACCAAAAAGACAUCAGGGAAUCGAAAUUAUGAAAACGUUUCCAUUUCGCGAGCAAAAUGUUGUUUACAGACUUGAAAUAUAUAUAUAUAUAAAGAUAUAUAUCAAUUGAGACACAAAAAAACAAAACAAAACAAAAAAAAACACAAGAGAUUUUCCCCAAAAUUUCUAGAGCAAGGAGAAACUCUUCUUAUAGAGAUCUUAUACAAACCAUAACCUGCUUUACAAAUAUCCAAUUGACGCCCCGUUGGCCGUGACUUACCCUUUACAGCAGGAGACUGGGGACCCUGUGCAGAAAAACAAUGGGAAUUCAGAAACACUUGAACACAGAUUGAUACUGCAUAUAUAUAUAUUGACUACCAGAGGAUAAAUGAUACAUUGCUUUGAAUCAGUGCAUUACUAAAGGGGGGUCAGACAGACACUUUUAUUUUUCUCAUUUUUCUUUCUUUCUUUCUUCCUUUCUCUCUCUCU